This is a messenger RNA of Stegastes partitus (bicolor damselfish), 1924 nucleotides long. RefSeq names its product calcitonin gene-related peptide-receptor component protein (gene crcp). Gene Ontology annotation, biological process: transcription initiation at RNA polymerase III promoter. Bases 132 to 638 code for a protein of 168 amino acids. Gene Ontology annotation, cellular component: RNA polymerase III complex. Gene Ontology annotation, molecular function: nucleotide binding. The record is from RefSeq and is a predicted model, not a curated record. Lineage: Eukaryota; Metazoa; Chordata; Actinopteri; Pomacentridae. The transcript has 6 exons.
UUUGAACGUGUCUUGUCCUGGUUGGACUCGCCACACAUUGGACUUCUUCCAGGACACCCCCUAGCACCCCAUCGCCGGUUCAUGGUUUGUCCCUCCUCUCACAACUAUCAGUCUACUCACCACUGCUGUGCAUGGCUAGUCCUUACCAACCACCAACUUGCCAUUUCAGAGAUGCUCCAACAAAGCCAUCAAGCUGUAAUAAGAAAAAUGCUAAUGCUGCUAUGCUGAGCAACUAUGAGGUGUUUAAACUCCUGACAGACCUGAAGGAACAGAGGAAGGACAGCGGGAAGAACAAACACAGCGCCGGACAGCAGAACCUCAACACCAUCAUGUAUGAGACGCUGAAAUACCUGUCAAAGACGCCGUGCAGCAGACAGAGCCCUGAGAUCGUCAAAGAGUUUCUCACCACCAUGAUGCCUCACAAACUCACAAAGGCAGAAAAACUGCAGCUGCUGAACCACCGGCCACAGACUGCAGUGGAAAUGCAGCUACUGGUAGAAGAGAGUGAAGAGCGGUUAUCAGAGGAGCAGAUUGAGGAGCUCAUCCAGACAGUCGCAGACGUUCUGCCUGGUGACCCGGAGCAAGAAAACGCAGCUCCGGCAGAAGCAGAGAUGGAUGAAGGCGGUGAACAGUCGUGACACAGUGACAGGCCAGAACUGACCCAUAUGUGGAGAAAAAAACUGGACUUUUAUCUGCACUGUUCUGACUCACUGUUUGAACUGAACAACAUGCUCACAGACAGGAUGCACAGUGGCCGAAAUUCCCUUUGAGAUACCUCCUUUAGUCGUUCACCUUAGAUGACUCUUUAAAUGAAUAGAGGAAGAGAAGCAGAGUGUUUCUGAUUUACAUUUAUGUCUGUACAUAUAGCUGCAUUCACAUCACAUAUUCACAUACUCAUAAGUUCAGGUUUUUGGACAGUGAAUCACAGUUCUGCAUCUGACUUGUGUAAUUUGUAUUAUACUUGCGAUAAUGUUUAUGCAGAGACAGUCACCCAUUGAGCUGGUUUAUUUUUUGGCUUCUGCAUUAAUAUUAGUCAUCAGGUUCUUCCACAGAGCAUCAAAAUAACAUCUUUUACUGCCAUAUGACUUCCUAAACUGGGAAGUCAGUCAUGCACUUAAACUUGAAUGAACAUACGGUCAGACAGUAUUAUUAAUAAAGAGUUUGGACAGGAGGGAUCAAGAGGUGGCUAUUGACUCUUAUUAAACAAAAUAAAGCAUAAAAGCUGAACUGCAAGAAAGUUAAUGACAAAACAUCUGCUGUCAGAACGAGCUGCAGAGCUUUACUUGAACUGUUCAUGUGCUUAAAGAAAUAUAAAACAGGACUAUGCACCUUGUAUGUACAACAGAUUGUGAAGGACUGAUGGAGAAUUACAUCUACAAUCUGAAACUCAUGCAUGUUUUCUCUGCAUCUUCUAGUUGCUCAGUGAAUGCAGCACUAAGGUAGAAAGGAACCCGUGGUAUGCCAAAAACACAGCAUUCUUUUGUUCUUUCUGUUUGCUGACGCUUUUUAAAAAAAAAUUUGAGUCCACAGUCAGAAUCAUUAGGGGUAUUAUUAGUUAAAUAUCCUUAUGUAUUGGUAUUAUAGUCAUUACUGCAGGACAAAUCACUUUACAGAUGUGUUUCUGUAAGAAUUACACAUGAAACAACCUGCAGCCUUUACACACACAAACACUUCAACUGCACACUCUAGAGCAUUUUGUGUUUUUGCGGUUGUUGUGUUGAAGCAGAGGAAGGAUGUGCCGGUUAGACUCAUGCACCUUUCUUUUUUUGACAUCCUGUUGGUUUAUCACUUCAGUUUCCUGUACUUACAAGUGAACACAAGAGGAAAACACACUGGAUAACUAAUAAAUGUCCAACCUGAAAUAAAAGAGAGCUGCUGAAUUACCUGCAUAAUAAACAUCCAGAUAAGGUUGUCAUCCUUUCUA